Pieris macdunnoughi is the source of this 1554-nucleotide messenger RNA. The record is from the annotation of a GenBank genome assembly. Lineage: Eukaryota; Metazoa; Arthropoda; Insecta; Lepidoptera; Pieridae.
AUGAUAAAUAGAGACACGUACUUAGGUGCACUAAUAAGACGUGGAGCACGUAGAAAUAUGGAAGGUGGGAGUGGAGUUGUGUACCGUGUAGUAGGACGUACUCGAAAGACGGAUUGUGGGCAGCAGACGGAGAGACAGCCGCCGAGGCAAGACACAACUUGGAAGAAGUACACCGACUCCCCUGGUGUUGGGGCUCCACCAAUGAGCCAGCCACCAGCUCCUCCGAGUCCAUCUCAUAGUCGAAAGAGUGAGCGUCGUGCGGGUCACCACUCGCCACAACACAAACGAGAGAAACUCACUGCCGCACAGCAACUCGGCAUCGCGCCACACCCUCAGUAUGCUGCCGCUAAUUCUCCAAAUCAGCAUGGAUCAAGACAAGGAGGCAGUGCACAGCUUCAAUCCCCAAGUGGAGGCUCUCGACCAUCCAGUGUAUCAAGCGGUAACGGGAGUAGCUCAUCAAGCAAGGCCAAAGGGCCACAGAACUUCGGCUACGCAAAACGACAGAAUGGCACCCAACAACCGCCUCCAUUACCGGCAAAUGGACCACCGCAGCAUACACACAGCGGCAGGACGGCACAAGUGACUGCUGUGCCUAGAACGAAAGUAAAAGUAUCCGGAGGGACACAAACCUGUACCCAAGACCUACAGAUACACAAAAACGGUAUAGGACCAAAAUCCUAUUCGCUUCAAGGAAGUUCGGCCGCUCAACUCUCUGCUUCUGUAAGAGAGCGACUACUUGGAUCUCAGUCCUUGCCAAAGCCGGGAACUCAUGAAUUUGCUGCACUUUUCCAUCAUCACAGAGUACCUCCAAGAGGCGGUAUGAAGAUCAGCGACGGAAGUCUAUCAGACACUCAGACUUACUCCGAAGUAAAGUCCGAUUACGGAAUUCCCUACGCACCAUGGCUCAGGCAUAGCAAUACAUAUUCGGCGACCGGACGUCUUUCUGAAGGAGAGUCUAUGGAGUCUCUGACGUCACUCCAUUCAGCGCAGCACACUACCCCUAACUCACACCACCGCAGCUCACUCACACAUAAUAAGCUCAUCAUGCAUCGAGACGCACAAACUUCGAGACUUAACCGAAGCAACAGUAUUAGCUACCUCAGAGAUAGGACAUUCCCAAGAUCGACGAAAUCGGAAAAGCUGUAUCCGUCGAUGCUUCAAAGGUCUUCUGAGAGUGAUUAUGAACCUUAUUACUGCCUGCCUGUUCAAUAUGGGGCAGGUGGACAAGGUCUAAAUUACGGGGUAUCAGAACCGCCAUCACCAUCCCCGAGAUCGGCUCUCAGUCCUACGCACCAACCCGCCAGUGUCAUGCAUACUCCACGACAUUCACACCAUUAUCCCAAGAAAAACGAUGAAGUACACGGAUCCACUGCUUCCCUUGUAUCAACCGCGUCUUCUCUUGCGGCGGGCGCCGGCGCCGAGGAAAGACACGCCCACGAGGUUCGGAAGUUGAGAAGAGAGCUAGCGGACGCCAAAGAAAAAGUUCACACACUCACGACGCAACUCACAACUAAUGAGAAUCUACGGCUCAUAGGCAUUCGAAAACAUGUAUGA